UUUUUUUUUUCUUUUAACCUUUAUUUUUAUGUGUAUGGAUAUUUUUUGCCUGCAUGUAUGUGCAGUGCCGUGGAGACCAGAACACAGGGUUGGAUCUCUUGCAACUGGAGUUAAGGCCAGUCAGUGAGAGCUGCCGUGUGGGGCUGGCAAUCUUCUGGAAGAGCGAAUAGUGUUCUUUACCACUGAGCUCUCUCUCUAGCCCAACAAAAAUAUCCUUUUUUUAAAAAAAAGAUUUAUUUAUUUAUUUAUUAUACGUAAGUACACUGUAGCUGUCUUCAGACACUCCAGAAGAGGGCGUCAGAUCUCGUUAAGGAUGGUUGUGAGCCACCAUGUUGUUGCUGGGACUUGAACUCAGGACCUUUGGAAGAGCAGUCGGGUGCUCUUACCUGCUGAGCCAUUUCACAAGCCCAAAAAUAUUCUUAAAAAGACAAAAAACAAAACAAAAUAAAAAACCAUCAACAGACAGACAUAUAAGCAAGGGGUGGGAGGGAAACAGAGAGACUGUAGAGAUGGCUCAGCAAAUAAAGGCACAUGCUACCAAGAUUGACAACCUGAGUUCAAGCUCCAGGACUCAUAUGGUAGAGAGAACAGAAUCCCAAAAGUUGUCCUACGAGGUCUAUACAUGUGAACAUACCUACACACUUACAAGCAUAUACACACAAUAAACAAAUGAACAUAAGUACAUUUAAAAAAAUUAAAAAUCAGCAGGGCACAGUACCCCUGGCCUAUAAAGCAGGAAGGUUAGGACAGUCUGGGCUACAGAGCAAGGCCUUAUCUCAGAAAAAAGCACAAGACUUAGAGAGGCCAGUGUUACUCACUGCAAAGCAUGCCCUAGAAGGAUGAGUCUAGUCUACUCUCCCUCAUGCUGAUAUGUACAGUUAAAUGUUUAGUUAUAUUUUAUUUCUACGUACUUAUGUAAGGCUGUCUAGAUUUUAGGUAUAUCAUGGGUUUGAAGAGGACUGCUGAGACUGGAGGGAAGUAGAUCUGCUGGAACGCAAGUUGGGGGUGGUUGUGAAAUGCUUGCUGUGAAUGCUAGAAGUUGAAGUCAAGUCCUCUCUGCAAGCGCAGUAGGUGCUCAUAGUUUCGGAGCUAUCUCUCCAGCCCCUCACUUACUUGAGAAAGGAGUUAUCUAUCCUUGCUGGCAAGGUUCAUGAUUAGAUACAAAAUACUCAGGAAACAGCAACUUUAGCAGGCAACCUCAAAACUAGCCAUAUUUCAUAAUCAGAAAUGCACGCUAAAAAAGAAAUGCAUUUCUUAAAGAAAAUACACCAUAAAGCCUGAGAUAAUGUGAAAAUAUUAACAAAUCAGGAAUGUUUCAUUUGUCUGACCUGAGUAAGGUAUUCUAAUUAGCUUAAACAAAGAUUUCAGGCACAAAUGCCAUCUUCUUAAGAAUGAGGAAACCAUAUACUAACCAGUCUGUCCACUCACGGGGCUUCCAACCCCUUCCUCCCAAGGCCAGGAAGCAAGGAUCUUGAUACAGACUCUGGGACAGUGCAGGCAAGCCCCACUCCAUACUGAGACAUUUAGAUACAGAAUGCAAAAAUUCACUUGAAUGUGUCAGAGCUGUCAUGGUCUCAAUAGCAGCUUCCCAAUGGAGAAUCCCUCUUUUAAUAGCGUAGAUACGGAUGUUAAGAUUUGCCACAUUUUGGGCUAAUUUUAGCACUCUUACAGCCUUAAUUAAGAUAACCUAAUACUAUUUUUAAAAACAUGUAAUUUCAACAUUUUAAGAAUUUCUUCCUUGUUUUCAUUUUAAAAACUCCAAAUACUGUUUUUCAAUGACUUUCUAGAACUGCUGUGUGAAAACGUAAAGUGAACUACAUCUUGAAACUGACUCUUAAAGAAAGAAAGAGAGAGAGAGAGAGAGGGAGGAAGGGAGGAAAGGAGGAAGGAAGGGAGGAAGGAAGGAAGGAAGGGAGGUAGGAAGGAAGGGAGGGAGGGAGAGAGGGACUUUUCCAAAUCCCCCCCUAAGCCUUAUGGCACAGGGGAGGGGACCACUUAAAUGGAUAAGAAAUUUUCUCUCAAAACACUUCAUUAAAAUCCUUCCAAAUUCUUAAAAUUCUCUGCUUUUAAAGAGACUGUAUUUUCUCUGAAUUUCUAGUAUUGACAACUAUGGCUCAGAGUCUCAUGGUUAGAGUUCAAACUCAUUAUACACUAUGAAGUUUUGCCAGUCACGAGAAAAACCCAUGACCAAGAAAACGAAGCAUUAGUCAGAGUUUUCCCUGGAAACAGUGGAGUUGCUAUCCACUACAGCAGCAAGGCUGUACCUGAAGCCUGUCUCCAGCCACUUGGGUGAAACUUAAACUGAAAUAGCAACAUGAUUGAAAGCUUUUGUAGAUCAGCACCCUUUAUUUCUAGGAACUACACACUGAGGCUAGGCAUGGCAGCACAUUCCUGUAAUCUUAGCACUUAGCCUGUAGUUCAAGGCCAGCUGAUCUGUGAUCUGUAGUCUCAAAAAAAGAAUUAUGUAGCAACACUCCCUACACUCUCAGCCAUGAAAAGUGCGGGAUGUUUUACAGUGCUGUGGAGCAGGCAGUUUCCCUGGUGUCUAUAUUCUGUCACUGACGCAAGGUAAACCUUUCCCAGCACUUACAGCUGUUAAAAAAUAGUAGCCCAAACUCAGUCUGGGCGGCUGCUGACCCACUGCAGUUACUGAUCAAUCAGCAGGGACUAUCUGGCAGAGAGGAUGCAGUUUUCCCUCACUGGCAAUCUGAAGAACACAGGGGACCUAGUAUGGUACAGAUGAGAGAUCAUCAGUUUAAUUUAAACAGACACACUGGGACCAAGCUAAUGGAUCUCAUAUCUGAACUAAGUGAAAAUACUACCAACCCUUUUAGGAGAAUGAGGCACAUUUUUCCUGCGCAUUUUCAGAUUAUUUGAUUUUAUGUUUCCAAAAUACUGUGAGGAUCUUCUUACUACUAACUUUCACACACCAAAGGUGUGAGAAAUGUUACUAAUGGAGGACCUUCUGUUUGUCUCACUAAAGUUUUGUGCUCUUUCCUUUAAUUACAUAGUUGCUACUAUAUGGUCCUGAAACACUUCUAACUGGUAACAGUGUAACUUAAAAUACCUAGAUCACACAGUUCCUAGCAUUUGUACUAGAAAUUAAUGCAAAAGACUGUGAAUAAGAAGGUCAGCCCUUUCCAUGUCAAUGAAAGUUCUCAAAAUGAAAACCUAGCAGGGAAAACAUCACACACCACCUUUUAACUCUCAACUCUAUCUGUUUAUCCUUCCUUAAGAUAACCACAGGUAGUUAGAAAGAGAUACCAGUUCAGAGUAUGGCAUCCAAAAACAUCCAUCAAACAGCAAAGCCACUGACAAAUUAUUACCCUUAUGGCAACGGCAGACACUUGCUUACAUUACACAAACAAUUUAUGGAGUAGCACUUAGAAACCAUGAUUUACUUAGAAGCUGAAAAACAGGAUAGCUACAAUACUGCAUAGCAAGUUCCAAUCCUGCCAGGGAUACUGAGUAAAACAAACAAGCUGGGCAUGAGAGUAAUGACUUUAAACCCAGCACUCUGGAGGCAGAGGCAGAGGCAGGCAGGGCUCUGUGAGUUCCAGGCCUGCCAGGGCUAUAUAGCCGUUCUCAAAUACACAAAACAAAACAAAAAACAACUUGCUCAAUAAUAAAAAAAAAAAACAAAAACACCCAAAAACAAAACCCCAGGAAUUACGGAGAUUUUAAAGAGCACUAGGCAGUGGUGGUGCACACCUUUGUACCCAGCGCUUGGAAGGCACAGGCAGGCAGAUUGAGGCCAGCAUGGUCUACAGAGUGAGCUGCAAGACAGCCAGAGCUACACAGAGAAACCUGUCUCAAAUCAUAUUCAUUCAUAUAGAUGUAUGUGUAUAUAUAUAUAUAUACACACACACACAUACACGCACAUAGAUAUAUGUACAUAUACAAAUACAUACACAUACACAUAUAUGUGUAUGUGUAUGUAUAUGUAUAUGUAGGGGGGGAUGGAGUCUGUGAGCACACAUAAUCUAUCAGAUGAUUAGUUCUUCCUUCUGCAGGGAAAGAGGUUGUUCAACACUAACACCAUUAAGGAUUGCGACAUUGUUAAAGCAAAAACCAUUGCACAAUAAACCCUAGCUCUUUAGGCACCACCUUCAUAGCAAAACAAAUGCUAAGAAAGCCAUUCCUUCAAUUGUGCAAGACCAGAGAACUAACCUGAACAUGCUCUAGAAGUAAAGCAAGGAAAGUCACUUGUGGUUUUUGCUAGGGAUCUGCUUUGUGACAUAAGAAACUUAAGGUUAGCUUGGCUGGGUCAAGAAAAGUGAACCCAACCAAGCUCAUAGUAUUUUGCUCUAAUAGCUUUGAAGAUAUUGUUGAUCUUCCUUAACGUUUAAAAGGGCAAAGUUUUUUUUUUACCUUGUGAUGUCAGAAAGUCAAAUGAUGUGCUCCAGAUUAGUUACUAAUUUCCAGCCUGAAUAUUUUACUUUCCGUUUCUUUUUAACAGCCUGAGUAAUUUCUUAUAUUAUGUACAUAUAAUAUCUAGAAUUUUUAAUAAUCCUGAAGUUGUUUUAAAACAGGAUCUGAUUUUCACAGGGCAACUGCCAAAAUUACUCCAAAGAGUGUGUAUCAAUUAAUUAUAAUUAUUUUGAUAGUAUCAUCAAACUUUAAUAAUAAAAAAUUGAGUUAAUAUUUAAAUUUGACUAAAAAUGUGGCAAAAAUAGUAAAAGAUGAUAUUUAAAUGCAGUAUACCAACUCCCUUUUAAAAACCCUAUCCAUAUUAAAAAAAAAAUACACGCUUAACUAUUAGGACAAAUUGAAUUCCAAGUUAUAGGAUUUACAGAGCACUUCCUAAGUCAGACACUGUGAACUUGGGGAUACAAAGAUGCAACUUUUAGAGACAGCUUAGUCAGCAGAAUCCUCCUAUGAACAAACUCUUCAAAUAUUGGCCAAGCACAUGGAUAUGGUGGAGAAACACUACUCAUCCCUGAAGGGCUUAAGACCUUCGCCAUGGAGUAGUCGACACUCCCUGAAUUGGCUCUGAAUGACUUGUUAUAUGGAAAGAGACUACUAUAACCUUGUAACAUUUUUCCCUUAGAAGCCACACCAGUGUCUAUGUGCUCUGCUCAGAGCAAAGCAUACAUAUCAAAUGCAAUUCUAGAGAUUCUGUAAUUCUCAGGUAUAAAUCUGUCAGUUUUCCCGACGUUUCCUUGGGCUCACAUGAACCCCUAACAGGCAUUCUCUAAUUUUAACAAUUAUUCUAAAAAAAUGCUUAAAAGGCACACCUCAGCAAUCCACUCUCCAAUGUGUGUGUGUGUGUGUUUUUUUUUUCCCUUCCCCUCGCUGCAGUGUUAUCACAUGACCCACUGACAGCUCAGGACAGGAUUAGUCAGGCUGGAGGGCGCCUAGCUAAAACCCUUCAGCUGAAACGCUUUUAACCAAUGAGCCACCCACAGAGCCAAGCUGCCAAUUAACCUGUGCAAAUGGAACCUUAUUUUCAGGAAAACAACAGAUACUUAAAAAAGAGGAAAAAAAAAAGUCUUCUUUCAAAGCUCUCUGCCUGGCUUUAAGGGAGCCGUGAAGAGGUUUGAUUCUAUACAACCGAAAGCUUCAGCCAACAAGAGCCAUUUGGGAAUGACUGGCUUGUCUAAACAUGGCUUAUUGAGGUCUUUUAUGAUCACUACACUUAAGCCUAUGAACAUAACAGUGGAAAGCAACCUUCCAUUUAACUGCGUUUGGUUAGCUGGUCAGUAAACGAAUAAACAACAGAAGACCAAGCAAAGGAUUAAGAAACUCGAUUUUUGGUUCCUCUUUUCCCAAUAAUUAGAUGUCUGAAGCCAGGCAUGGCUUCUCCUUUCCAGAACCUUAGGCGUCUCGCCUGUAAAACGAGAGGGUGGGACUGCACGACUAGGGUAUUUUUCAGCUCUAAGGUUCUCCGGUAUCUAGGUGUCCUCCAGUGAAGCGGUUCCCUACAGAAUAAGCCACAUCUCCCUCUAGCCGCGGGGCCUGCCCACAUCAGCGAUGACAUUACACCUUCUGCACGGUCCACCUGCCCAGAGGUCCACGGGGCAAAGGGGGACGGAGUAGGCGUUCCCUCGACCCGAAGACAUUUAAAUGAGGCCAGGAGCAGAUGAAGACAGUGACAAGAAGUGGCCCUCAGAGACAGACCAGUGUCUGACAAUACCCAGAGAACUCGGAGCGGGUAGGGCAAUCAUCAGGAGCCCACUUAGCCCAUGGGAAGGUUCCAGUCGGUGCUCUCACGCUCGGCCCACCGAAGUCACGGAAAAGCUCACGCAAAGCUGGAGAGGUGCUUGUGAACUGAGCGAUGGGGGAAAUGAAUCCCAUUCCCUCCCCGCUGGCUGAACAGUGAGCUUCACUAGACCAGACAGACUGCCCUUUCUCCUGUAAAGGUGACAGAAGACCACAUCUAUCAAGGGGCCUUCCUAAGCACCCGGAGGAGAAGGCCUCCCCGCCAUCCCACUCCCUACCCAGCCCAGCCUCCUGCAGCCCUUGCCAUGUUCCAGGUUGUUCUGGGUGCUCCUCAGCGACUGCUGAAGGAAGGGAGGCAGUCCCGGAAGCUGGUGUUGGUGGUGGUGUUUGUGGCUCUACUCCUGGACAAUAUGCUGCUCACUGUGGUGGUGCCCAUUGUGCCCACCUUCCUGUAUGCGACAGAGUUCAAAGACAUCAACUCUUCUCUGCUUAGGGGUCCUUCUGUAAGCUCCCAGCAAGCUCUCACCUCUCCUGCCUUCUCUACCACCUUCUCCUUCUUUGACAACACCACCAUGACUGUAGAAGAACAUGUACCUUUUCGUGUAGCAUGGAUAAAUGGUACCAUCCCUCCUCCAGUCACCGAAGCUGGCUCAGUACCUAAAAACAACUGCUUGCAAGGGAUAGAGUUCUUGGAAGAAGAAAAUGUCCGGAUUGGGAUUCUAUUUGCUUCAAAGGCUUUGAUGCAACUUCUGGUUAACCCAUUUGUAGGACCUCUUACUAACAGGAUUGGCUAUCACAUCCCCAUGUUUGUUGGCUUUAUGAUCAUGUUUCUCUCCACACUAAUGUUUGCUUUCUCUGGCACCUAUGCCCUGCUGUUUGUGGCCCGAACUCUCCAAGGCAUUGGAUCUUCAUUUUCAUCUGUUGCAGGGCUUGGGAUGCUGGCCAGUGUCUAUACGGAUAACUACGAGAGAGGAAGAGCCAUGGGAAUUGCUUUGGGGGGCCUGGCUUUGGGACUUCUGGUGGGAGCACCUUUUGGAAGUGUGAUGUAUGAAUUUGUGGGCAAGUCCUCACCAUUCCUCAUCUUGGCCUUCCUGGCACUUCUGGAUGGAGCUCUCCAGUUUUGCAUCCUAUGGCCUUCGAAAGUGUCUCCUGAGAGUGCCAUGGGGACUCCACUUUUGACACUUCUCAAAGAUCCUUACAUUCUGGUAGCAGCAGGUUCCAUCUGCCUGGCCAACAUGGGAGUCGCCAUAUUAGAGCCCACGCUACCCAUCUGGAUGAUGCAGACCAUGUGUUCCCCGGAGUGGCAGCUAGGUCUGGCUUUUUUACCUGCCAGUGUGGCCUACCUCAUUGGCACGAACCUUUUUGGUGUGUUGGCCAACAAGAUGGGUCGGUGGCUGUGCUCCCUUGUUGGAAUGGUAGCUGUAGGUAUCAGCUUGCUCUGUGUACCUCUGGCUCACAAUAUUUUUGGUCUUAUUGGACCCAAUGCAGGCCUUGGCUUUGCCAUAGGCAUGGUGGAUUCCUCUCUGAUGCCCAUCAUGGGAUACCUGGUGGACUUACGCCAUACCUCUGUGUAUGGGAGUGUCUAUGCCAUCGCUGAUGUGGCUUUUUGUGUGGGCUUUGCUAUUGGCCCAUCUACCGGGGGUGUUAUUGUACCGGUCAUCGGCUUCCCUUGGCUCAUGGUCAUCAUUGGAACUAUCAACAUCAUCUAUGCCCCUCUCUGCUGCUUCCUGCAGAACCCACCAGCUAAGGAGGAGGAGCUUGCAAUUCUGAACCAGGAAUGCCCCACAGAGACCCAGAUGUACACAAUCCAGAGGCCCACGAAGGAGUUUCCACUGGGAGAGAACAGCGAUGAUCCUGGCAGUGAGGAGUAGCUGUAGAGGGUGAUAUCUGGGCCUCAUUCCAGGUGACCCCAUGAGGCGUGAAUCUCAGUGUCCCAGGGGACCAGAUCAUCACAGAUUCAAUGGGUCUCACUUUCCUCUCCUCUGGGCAACUCCCUUCCUUCCUUCUUAUUGAUAGCUUGUUCUUACUCACCUGUAAGUACAACCCACCACUCUCCCAAUGUGCUUUGACACCACCAGUGGCCCAUUUUUUGUGGGAGGACAGUGCUACUUCCUGCCAGGCCAAAGCGAAGCUGAUUAAAGCUGAGUUGAGACAAGUUCUGCAAGGGGUGACUCACUUCCUGCAGGCAGUGCUGAACAACGUGCCUGUGAAACCAGGGCUACAAAUGGCAAGCCUUCCUUUCUUCUCUGAUUUUGUCUAACAUAUUACCAAUAUGUCUUAAAAUUUGACCUGUCUCCUGUGAUAUAUUUUCCCCUUAUUUUUUCCAGGUGAGCUUCCAUAUGUAGGUUGUUGUUUUUUUUUUUCUUUCUUAUUUUAUGUGCUAAAAUUACUUUAACUUCAUCAAAUGAAGCCUUCUGGCUUUCCUCAUCAUCCAAUCAAAGGGAAAUAAGCACUUUUCCUAGGUCUGUGUUAUGUCUGCUCUGAUGAUUUCUCAUGUAUGUUUCUAGCUUUCCCCAACCUCUUAAACUCUUAUAAAUAAAA
This is a messenger RNA of Mus musculus (house mouse), 8703 nucleotides long. RefSeq names its product solute carrier family 18 (vesicular monoamine), member 1 (gene Slc18a1). Gene Ontology annotation, biological process: transmembrane transport; neurotransmitter transport; proton transmembrane transport. The record is from RefSeq and is a predicted model, not a curated record. Gene Ontology annotation, molecular function: transmembrane transporter activity; monoamine:proton antiporter activity. The transcript has 16 exons. Bases 6468 to 8033 code for a protein of 521 amino acids. NCBI's taxonomy places the organism in Eukaryota, Metazoa, Chordata, Mammalia, Rodentia, Muridae. Gene Ontology annotation, cellular component: synaptic vesicle membrane; transport vesicle membrane.